UAGAUCUACACAGGUUGAUUCACGUUCACUGUCAUUUCUAUUUAAAUUACUACGUGUAAAUAUCCCUUUUAAGGGAUGUCUUUAAUUGUGAAGGGGUAUGAUUGUGAAUUAAAGAAAUAAACAGAUUAAGUUCGGGUGUAAACUGCACAGUUUGAGAAAGUGGAAGAGAACUAAUACUCGUUGAUGAUUAAACUUUAAAGUGAAAGAGACCAAUCUUUUUAGAAUGGAACAUUUGUGCUGGUUUAAAACAGAAAGAUGAUUUUGUCAAAGUUGUUACUAUUGGUGACAUGCUGCCUUCUACCAAUACACUUGGAUUCUUUUGACCCAUAUGAUUGUAGUUUCUAUUUUUGCCAACCGCAUGGUUCUUAUUGGUGGAAACAGCAUGCAAGCUUCUGCUUCCGUUGUUCACCGGACAGAAUCUACCACUGUGCUCGAGAUUAUGAUAAUCCUGAGAUCUUCAAAGAAGGAUGCGCUAUUGAAAAAAAUUGUUUAGCAGGAGAAGAGCCACAUUUGAGCUUUAAAAGAAGUGGUCAAGAAAUAAAAGAACCAGAUGUGUAUUGUGUGACCUGUUUUGAUAAUAACUACUACAACAGUGUCAACAAAUCUUCUUCAACAUACUCUGAAUGUCCAGAUAAAAAAUGGAAUGAUUGUUCUGAAGGAACUCACAAGAUCCUAUGCAAUGACGACGAUUCAAAAAAUGAACGUUUUUGUCGAUGUGAUGCAAGGAAAGGAUAUGCACCUAUCAAUGAUCAAAGUUUUGAAAUGUGUAGUUACAUUGACUAUGAAUGUGACAAAAAAGAAUGUCCAAAAUUGCCAAAUGGAAAACCACAACAAAGGCUAUUAAAUUAUACAUGUGCUCCUUCUUGUGAAGAAGGCUAUGAUAGACUAAGAGAAGACUCAGAUAUCUGUGAACCUAUACCAACAAUAAAAACAGCAAUAGUCAUUAAACCAAACAUCCCUACAAAACCAUUAUUAACAACAACAACUCCAGUUGUCCCAGUUCCAGUUGAAGGUUGUAAAGAAGACUGUGAUGAGUACAGUAUAUGUAAAAAUGGGACAUGUGUGUGUAGUGAUAGUUGUCCAUCUGUUUUAAAACCAGUUUGUGGAUAUGAUUCAAAGUCUGAAGAAUACAGGACAUUUUCAACAGAAUGUGACCUCCGGAAAAACUUUUGUAAGGAUAGGAAAUUCCAUUUAAAACAUCAUGGAAAAUGUGAAAAAGAAUCGGGAAUAGAAUGGGUUGUACCUAUCAUUAUUGCUUGCGUCAUUGCAGUUCUUGUCAUCAUUAUUGUGAUAUAUUGUUGCAUUUUUAAAAUGACUGGUCUUGGAAAGAAAUGUAUAGAAAGAUUCUGUCCAUAUCCUAAUUUAGAUAUGGUACUGUAUGUUGAAACACCACAAAGUGACAGAUCAGUUGUUGAUGGAAAUGCUACAGUGGAAGAUGAAACUCAGGGUUCCCAUUCAAAUAUGGAACCGUAUGUUGAAGUACCACAAAAUGACACAUCAGUUGUGGAUGGAAAUGUUACAGUGGAAGAUGAAACUAAAAUUAGAUCAUCAAGAAAGGCACCAAUUUGUGAACAAGAGGAUACAUCUACACCUAGUCUAAGACCUAGAAGAGAUUCACAACCAAUUGUUAUUCAUGAAUACAAUUAUUUCUACCAAGGUCCUGUAAUAAAGACUAAGGGCAAAAAUACUCAGAUAUCUAUGUGUAGUAACAAAGGGGAAAUGCAAAUAAAGCAUAACAUGGAUGAUGCUGCUAAUGGUGAAGAUAAACCACUGUUAUCUGACCAAGAUCAUGAAGAUGAAACCAAACAAAUAGUUCCUGUUGAGGUUCAUGAUGCAAUACCUCAUCCUAAUAUAGAACAAGGGGAUAAUUAUAAUAAGAAUGAUGAUAAUAUAAAAUAUAAUGAUGUAAAUAGAGGAGAUAGUGUCAAUGAUGAAAAUGAAAAAAAUGGUGGACAUGAAAAUAAUGAAACAAGUCUUAAAUCAGACAAAGUUAAAGAUAGCUCUUUAGACGAGAGAAAAAUUGAGACAGAUAAACCUGCCACUAAACAGCUAUCAGGAACAGACAGGAAAGAAAAGUCAACCGAGAAAAUAUUAAAAAGAGGAGUGUCUGAAUCACAUGAAAGCUUGUUCAACAUUGAAGAUGUAAAAGCUCAAUUCAAUAAUAUGGAUGAAUACAAACUUAUGAUCGGAUAUGCAUUGGAUGGUAGUUUGAGGUAUCUACUGGAAAAUAUGGAACCGAUGUUAAUUCAUACAUGUUUCACAGAAAGGCAUAUGUUUGACUUCAUACCAUUGCGAAAUAUUACUGAGGAAAAGAAUAAAACCGACAAAUCUAGAGAAAUUGUACGCCUUGUGAGACAAACUGGUGAAGACAACUACAACAAAUUUAAGAAAUGCUUGAGAGAUUCAAAACAAUAUGGUUGUCUGCGAAAGAUAUUGGAAGUACAGAAUAAGUAUUUAGCAAAAAUAAAUCAGCAAUCUACCGAACGCCACCGUUGUGAUAGUGCUCUAAGUCAAAGUGAUUCAGAUAUUUAUAACACAUUAAACAGUCAGACACUUGAUGAUGAUACAUUUAUAUCAGAUAUACCUGAGCACACAGAGCAAUCAGGCAGAGAUUUAACUGAACACACAGAAGAAUCAGACACAGAUUUACUUGAACACUCAGAGCAAUCAGGCACAGAUAUACCUGAACAAACAGAGCAAUCAGGCAUAGGGAUAGUUCCAAUUUUACCAUCACAGGAAACUAAGAGUCCCUGCAAAGCAGGACCUACUGUUGUUCCUGCUCCCAGCGAUUCAUUAGAAGAUAUACAGCAGAAUUAUCAAACUGAAAGUAAACCAAAAGUUAAUCUUUCAGAAGUUGAAGAGAUGUGCAUGAAAGAUUUAAAGGAAUUUGUAACAAUUAAAAUGGUUGAUUAUGAUCGGAAAGCCAUUACAGAAAAUUUUGAGAUAUUUGUUGAAAAGUGUGAUGAAAUAAAGAAGAAACGACCAGAAUUAACUGCAGAGACACUGCUUCCACCUCAACUUGUGAAAUCUCUUCCAGAAUCUAUACAGUAUGAGAAUACACCGCAAGGGUUUCAAGCAUAUCGGUCAAGUGGGGACGACAACUCUUGUUUAUAUCAAAGUGUAAGCCUAUUGUUGAGUGGGACGGAAAACUUACAGUGUAGUCUAAGAUUAAUGGCUACCUUACAUGCUGUUUCAUCAUUUGAAAUGUAUAAAAAACAACUGCUUUGUGGUACUGGUAAUUGGGAUGCUGAACAUUGGAAGGUGUUCUUUAGGGACUAUAUGAAUGAUCAAAUGAUUAGAGAAAUACAAAAAUUAGAAGAUGCUGAAACUAUUAUUGAUUCAUGCCUUAAAGUGUUGCUAAUGGAAACAGCUUGCCUUGGAAUAAAAAGUAGUGUAUUACAUGUUGGUUUUCUGUGUGGGGCUAUAGGGAUAAACAUAGAGCAACACUUUCAAUAUAAUACACAGUAUGGAUACACAUCAGAGGUAGUGCCUUGGAUCAAACAUUUACUUGGUGAAAGCAUUGAUGUUACUCGGCCUGACCUGCACAUAUUUUGGGUAAACCAUGCUGGCAUUGUAAAUGGCAUAUUGAAUCAUAUAGUUCCUUUAUUGAAAAUACCAGAAGAUACCUCAUAAUGUGAAUAUCUUUUGUUGAAUUCCAUCAUUGACUGGCUAAUCAAAGAGUUAGAAAUCAAAAAGGUAUAGUUGGCAGUAUAUGUUUGUAACAAACAGAGAAAAUUUAAAUUUGAAUCUAACCUUUGAAGUUAUUGUGUGUAUAUCAUUAUAAUAUGUUAUUAUAAUAAUUGGCAGGAAGUUACAUAGUAUUUGACAUUGUUGACAUUUGAAAGCAUUGAGUUAAUUAUAAUUAUGAGGUUUAGGCCAUAUUGUUUAUUUGGAGCUUCUUUUGUUGAACUGUUGAUGACUUCAAACAACUAGACCUUUUUGAAGGGGAAAAAAUAAGGUUGGCAUUUUACUCAGGUACCCACUUGUGCCUGAAAUAAUAAAUAGAGGGACAAAUGAAGUCCCCCUCCAUCAAUAAAGCUUAAAAGUUGUACAUUGGAAUGACAAUGAUAAAAAAAUAUAUAUAAAUUGCUGGAUGCUGAUAUGGUUGGAUGGUGGAAUGAUUGUGGAAGGAUGAAGUCUUAUUUGAAGUGCUGACAUUGCUAAUGUCAUAUACCAUUACCAUAAUUAUACAUGUCAUUAUAAAAUAUACAAUUUGCUUAAGGAAUAAUGUGCCAUAGUUUAUAUAAUUGUGCUAAGUAAAACUAUCAUUAAGUUCACUGUGAUCUCAUAGCUGACAAAGGUUCUCGAAUAAUUUUUACAUAUGUUUAUGGAGGGAUGCAAUGAUAUUCUAUGCAUGUAGAUAGUGUCAUAAUUAGAAUUGAAAUACAUGUAUAAAAUAAAAUGUGAUGAAUUAAAUGUUGUGAAUUAACAGAAACAGUUGUAGAAGGUAUAUAAUUAGUGAAUUAAGUAUGAAAUCGAAAUUCAUUAUAUAUUUUUAUAAGUAACUAGUAAAAAUUAUAUUCUAUAUUUAUAUAGGAGUCGAAUUUCUCAAAUAAAGUGCUCAUAUCUAAAUUGAAUUGCUCAAAGUAAAAAAAAAACAAAUGAUAAACUUGUUCUUGUAGUUUUAAGCUUACCUGAGAGCACAAAGUGCUCAUCUUAGUGUGCUUUAGUGGUAGCAGUGUGUUCGUCAUUGGUCAUUAUCAACAAUUUCUUUAACCAGUUGGAAGAUUUUGACUGAACUUCACUGGAAUGAAUAAUCUGUAGGUGACGCUCUACAGAAAUUCUAUACUUGAUUAUAUUUCCAUAAACAAAGUUAGGGGGUAUACCGUGCUCCUCUUAGUUUGUGGUACUUAUUGCUUUGAAACAGUGAAGAAAACAACAAAUUUUUAAACUUACGGUACAAAAAUUCCAUAAGCUGUAACAAACAGAGAUUUUCUGCUGUAUGACUUAAGGAAACAACAAAAUAUUCAGGCAAAAUCAGUUUUAAUUGGCGUAUGUUGGCCAUUUUGAAAAGAGUAUGUCAUCAUUUAAAUCGCGGUAAAUUGUGUUACACUAUAGUUUAUCCAUGUUUCAGUUAAAUUUCCAUAUGUUAUAUUGCUCAAUUUUAAACAUUUAAAAUGAUCUUUCUAUGUAGCUUUUUUCAACAAACAUGAACAAUUAGAAAAUGAUGAAUGUUUCAGACAUAUGCACAAAUUUAAUGGACUCUUGUAAAAUGUUCUGUUUUUAUGUAAAAAUCUUGAGAUUUACAAUGUUUUGCACAAAAACAUUGCUGUUAAGGUGUAUGAAUAAAAUAUGUCAAUUCUGACCAAUUUUAACCCUGGUCACAUGAAAAUAUGCCUUUACGUGAAAAUAAGUGAUGACGCGGAAUUAGAGAUGUUGAGUAUAUAUAGUAGUUAGUUAAAAUUUUGUUUUUACUCAAUCAAAUUAAAACCACGAAACAAAUGAUAUACUUAUAAAUCUUUGUUUAUGGCAUAACUGGCUAAGAAACAUCACACCAAAUGAAUGAUUAUAUGAUAAAUAUAACUAACAGUGGAAAUAAGACACAUAUGAUACAUGCUAGAAACCAUUAAGUCUGGUGUAGUCUAAGCCAGUAUGCUUCCUUCUUUCUUGGUAUUGGCUUAUGGUAUUGGCUCAUGUCCGCUGUGAAAGGGAAUUUUUAGCUGUCCUUCACAUACAUUUGUAUGGCAUGAAUAGUUUUCUAGUAGGUCUCCAACAAAUUUCUUCAAUUAAAGUCCAAGGGUAAAAUUUACUAAAAAAAAUAAAAAAUCUGUUGUUUUUUUUCUGAAUCCUCAAUGGCUGGUUCUUACAUAUUUAAUGUCAAUUCUUAGUUAUCAAUUGGAUUGCUAUCAAGUUUUAUUCAGUUACAUCCCUUGGAUAAAUCUUUGCCC
Ruditapes philippinarum (Manila clam) is the source of this 5888-nucleotide messenger RNA. RefSeq lists its product as uncharacterized. The record is from RefSeq and is a predicted model, not a curated record. The transcript is spliced from 18 exons. Gene Ontology annotation, biological process: multicellular organism development; cell differentiation. The coding region runs from base 256 to 3633 and encodes 1125 amino acids. Gene Ontology annotation, molecular function: protein binding. Lineage: Eukaryota; Metazoa; Mollusca; Bivalvia; Venerida; Veneridae.